This is a messenger RNA of Eurytemora carolleeae, 1391 nucleotides long. Its product is annotated as F-box/LRR-repeat protein 20. The record is from RefSeq and is a predicted model, not a curated record. Gene Ontology annotation, cellular component: SCF ubiquitin ligase complex. Lineage: Eukaryota; Metazoa; Arthropoda; Copepoda; Calanoida; Temoridae. Gene Ontology annotation, molecular function: protein binding. Gene Ontology annotation, biological process: SCF-dependent proteasomal ubiquitin-dependent protein catabolic process.
AAUCAUAAACUUAUAAUUUCAGAAUACAUUUUGUAUAAAGAUGUCUGAUUUGGAGAAUAUGAUAGAUGAUAAUCUGAGAUACUUGCUCAAGUUGUUGAAUAAGAAGAACAAAGGUGCCCUGAGAGCAUCAAGUAAAACUUUGCUGAGACGCAUAAAUGAGUUGGAGAAUACCUUCAAGGUUUGGAAGAUAUAUGAUGAAGUAGAUAAGAACACGCUGAGAACAAUAGCAGAUAUUAAAAUCAUUCAAGGAUUGAAAAUCUCUUCUCUUAUUGGUUGUGCUCGAGUGUAUAAAUACUUCAAAUACUUAUUCAAGAAACACGAGGAACUGGAAACUAUCCGUAUAUGUUAUACUGAGUGGAUUGCAGGGUUUUUAACUAAAAUUAUGAGGAGUGCAGAGGAUGAGGAGAAUAUCUUGUUGACUAUAUUCUCCAAUCUCAAUCUAAGAUCUAUUUCUCUUUAUUGUAUGAAGUCUAAAGGAGAUAUAUUCAGUUGUCUCCCCAGUACUCUCCCUAACCUAGAGAAGCUGUUCCUGAUUGAUUGGAGGUGGUUAUCAGUUAAAGGACUGAUUGAGAUAUUAAACAGAUCCAGGAGUAAUCUCAGAGUAUUACAUUUAUGUUAUUUACCUGGAGUAGAGGAAGAAGUAAACUCUCUUCCAAACCUUGAAAAACUGACCCUGUUUAGUUGUACAAAUCUGACAAAUAGAGGACUGAAGGAGAUACUGAGAAUAUCCAGGAAUCUCAGAGAAUUAGAUUUAUCAUAUUCUAACAUUACGGGGGUUGGAGUAGAGGAAGGAGUAAACUCUCUUCCAAACCUAGAAACACUGAAGCUGUUUGAAUGUAUAUAUCUGACAGAUGGAGGAUUGAAGGGUUUUCUGCGAUUGUUUGGGUGUAAGCUCAAAGUUCUAGAUAUAUCCCAGACUAAUAUAACAGGACAGGGAUUCAAGGAUGAAGUAAUAUCUCUCCCUAUGCUGGAGAAACUGAAUAUGGGUUGUUGUUAUAAUCUGACAGAUGGAGGACUGAAGGAGACCCUGAGAAUAUCUGGGAGUAGUAUCAGAGUUCUAGAUGUAUCUGCUACUAAUAUAACAGAGCAAGGAUUCCAGGAUGGAGUAUCUCUCCCUAUGCUGGAGGAACUAAACCUGGAAGAGUGUGACCAGCUGACUGAUUCAGGUCUCCUGGAGAUACUUAGUAUCACGGGAAGCAGAUUGAAGGGAGUGAAUGUAUAUGGAACCAAUAAUGAUAUCCAAAUAUCUACUACAGUGAAAAACGCUCUUUGUACCCAAUAUCCUUCUGUUCAAUUCAAAUUUGAAUAUGAUGAACCCUGGAUGGAUCAUUUCCCUUAGUGCAUUUUUUUAUUUUGAUAAUUUUCAAAAUCAAAAUAUAUUUCGGCCCAUU